This is a messenger RNA of Neurospora tetrasperma FGSC 2508, 825 nucleotides long. RefSeq lists its product as uncharacterized. The annotation marks the transcript as partial. The transcript has a single exon. The record is from RefSeq and is a predicted model, not a curated record. NCBI's taxonomy places the organism in Eukaryota, Fungi, Ascomycota, Sordariomycetes, Sordariales, Sordariaceae.
AUGAACACUCACGAUAUCAUGAUGGCGAGGCUUCAAGCUUUCAAUGUCUCGCAGGAUGAUGAGCAACGCCUACCCGGUUCGGAAGCUCAAGCACAAGGUCAAGCCAGCAGCAGCUCCUCAAGACGCGAGUAUUUCAUGAAUGCAAUGAGGGAGGAAGUCUCCGACGACAUGUUUUUCCCGACGCCUCAAACCACUCCCCACGCAAGCCCCAUCUCUGAGCCGAAUCUGCAUCCGAAUCCGACCCCGACCCCCCCGAGCCCCGGCCCCAGCCCCCCACGUCGGCCCCUCGUGCGUGUCCGCUCCAUGCCCCCCAACCUUGAUGUCGCUGACUCCUACAUGUAUGGGAGAUUCUCUUCCACGGGCACUACAGCCACAGGCGGGGAUGGAGCCACCACCAAGCCACCCCUCCCCAUCGGCUUGCAGACACCCACACAGGCCUCUGCUCCGAACAGGGUAACCAAGGCCUCCUCCCAUUCUCACCACAAGUCAUCUCGAAGCGGAGAGUUCGUCAUGCGUGAGCUGGAGACGCCCCUGGAACAGACGUUGUAUGCACGGCGUAUGGCAAAGCUUGCCAGGAGGGAGCAAGCUGCAGCGCGGGUGAAGGAGAGGAGAAUGGCCAGCGAGAACAGGAGGAAUGUCACCAGACUCUGGAUAUUGGAACAGCAACUAAUGGCACAGGUUCGCGCAAUGGAUGCAUCGUGGAGAAUAAAGCACCCGGGAUAUGGGAUGAACAAAUUUUCUGCGGCCGCGGACACGGCCGGGGGCGUGCCGCCCCCUUUGGGUUUGGCGAUGGAAGAGGACGGAUCUUCUGGCUACGGCCAGGUC